Portunus trituberculatus (swimming crab) is the source of this 2236-nucleotide messenger RNA. RefSeq names its product long-chain specific acyl-CoA dehydrogenase, mitochondrial-like. NCBI's taxonomy places the organism in Eukaryota, Metazoa, Arthropoda, Malacostraca, Decapoda, Portunidae. Gene Ontology annotation, molecular function: flavin adenine dinucleotide binding; acyl-CoA dehydrogenase activity. The record is from RefSeq and is a predicted model, not a curated record. The transcript is spliced from 9 exons. The coding region runs from base 74 to 1390 and encodes 438 amino acids.
GCAGGCCAGUCAGCCGCGCCCGCUGCACCAGCUGUAGUAGCGCCAGUGCUCCGUCACCUGUUGUUGUGUCACCAUGGCCCGAGUGUCCGCCUGUGCCACGCCCCUCAGACGCCUGCUGCUGGGCCCCCCAGGCACCAGGACCACCGCAGGAGGGAUCAGGGCCCUGGGGACGUCCCUAGUGAGGAAUGAUGAGGCUCCUGCAUACCGCCCCUCCACUGUGGUCGCCCCCAACAUGAUGGACAUCGGGGUCAGGUCAAUAUUCAAUGAAGACCACGACAUCUUCCGAAAGUCAGUCAGAAAGUUCUUCACAGAUGAAGUGCAGAAAUACCAUAACCAGUGGGAGAAGGAUGGGAAUAUCUCCCGGGAGUGCUGGCUGAAGGCGGGGGAGCAAGGACUGCUGGGCACGGACACUCCAGAAGAACAUGGAGGCAUUGGCGGAGACUUCAAGGAUGCAGCAAUCAUCAUGGAAGAACAGUCCUAUGUGAACUGUUCAGGGCCUGGGUUCCCACUGCACUCCCAGAUCGUCAUGCCGUACAUCACCCACUACGGCUCUCCAGAACAGAUUGAGAAGUUUAUCCCUGACAUGACUGCUGGCCGCAAGAUUGGGGCAAUUGCUAUGACAGAGCCAGACGCUGGCAGCGACCUACAGGGGAUCCGCACCAAUGCCCGCCAGGACGGUGAUGACUGGAUCCUCAACGGCUCCAAGAUUUACAUCACCAAUGGCUACAUGAGUGAUGUGGUAAUUGUGGUGGCCAUCACAGACCCCUCAGCCAAGAGCAAAGCCCACGGCAUCUCUCUCUUCCUGGUGGAGGAGGGCAUGCCAGGCUUCAAAAAAGGAUGCAAGCUGGACAAGAUGGGCAUGAAGGCUCAGGACACAGCUGAAUUAUUCUUUGAGGAUGUGCGUCUGCCUCCCUCAGCCCUGCUAGGGAAGCCUAACCAGGGCUUUUACUACCUAAUGAGGGAAUUGCCUCAGGAGCGGCUUCUGAUUGGCAUCAUGUCCUGUGCUAAUUGUGAGUGGCAGCUGGAGGAGACGAGAGACUAUUUGCGUAACAGGAAGGCUUUUGGCAAGACCCUGUCCAACCUACAGACGAUUCGACACAAAAUGGCGGAAUUGAAGACAGAAAUUUGUGUGAGUCGGGCAUUUACUGACCAGUGUAUUGAGGAACACUCAAUGAAAAAGCUGGGAGAUGAGGGUGCAUCCAUGUGCAAAUACUGGUUGUCUGACCUGCAAAACAAGGUAGCAGGCCAUUGUGUGCAGUUGUUUGGUGGUUGUGGCUACAUGACAGAGUACCCCAUCAGCAGGGCCUAUGUGGACGCCAAGGUGCAGACCAUUUAUGGCGGCUCCAAUGAAAUCAUGAAGGAGCUCAUUGCCCGCUGCAUUUUCCGGUAGUGUUUCUGUGACAAUGAUGAUGAGGAUGAUGGAAGGUGAUGGCAAGAGGCAGGCUUUCAGUAUUCAUGUUUUCUCUGUUUACAUUUCUGAUACUUGCUGUUAUUAUACUGUGGCUUAUUUUGCUGUAAUAUUUGCUACGUUCAUUCUUAUACACUGAUGCACUGUAGUCUUUUUUUGCACUCUUGAUUUAUGAUUUACUUCUCCCUGUGUGUAAUAAUUUCAUGACUUUUACCUUGAAGUCCUUCUAUUCUAACUCACAAGUUUUCGUGCUCUUUAUCAUUGAACUUUGUAUUUGGAUCCUUGUUUAAAGUUCCUAUUAUACAAAUUUUCCUUUCUUUUGUUUUUUCUUUUUAUUAUCUUAUGUAUCUAUCUAUCUUGUUUUCAUCCUUUUGUCACCUACCCUACUCUGAUCUUCUCUGCCUGCACUCUUGCUGCUGGAAGUCAUCCCAGGAUCUAAUGGCAACACAUGAUUGACCUGCUUUAGGUGCUGUGCUCUGCAUCAGCAUCUCAAAGGUUAUGCAGUGUGUCAUAAAGCAAUGCAAGUAAUCUAAUAUUGUAUGAGAAAUAUUUUAUUUAAAAUUGUACAGCUGUGUAAAUAUGGGUGAUUUGUAAAAUUCAUUUGGUUGAUUCUCUCCUAGUAAUAGUAUGAAUGCAGUCUGAGAAGUGUUGAUGAUAUAACAUAGUUACAGUGUUUUCUUCACUGGAAAUAUUUUUGUAAUCUAUGAACUUAAGAAAUGUAACAGCACAAUGCAAAUUGAUAUAAAUCUUUCAAAGUAUUUGUUUAGAAUGAUGUUACCAAGAGUUGUGGAAUGCAGAAUUGGUCUCAUUACAGUGAAAGUUAUUUAA